Messenger RNA from Acanthoscelides obtectus, 1829 nucleotides. The record is from the annotation of a GenBank genome assembly. Lineage: Eukaryota; Metazoa; Arthropoda; Insecta; Coleoptera; Chrysomelidae.
CAUAGGCGUAACAGAAAAGGACAAGCUUCACCAAAUAAUGCUCUAACAAUAGCAUAAAAUAUAGUAUUUUUUAGAAGUGUUCCAUUAAGAAUAACUUGACACUUGUGAAACAUGCUUUACACGUUGACAAGAGAUGAUAACGAUUCCGAUUGACGCGAGUUGUACAUUUGCUAACCUGAUACGGCAAUGACUGAUUUGAUCUUCAUUUACAAUGUCGAAAUUAUUUUAGCGCUUUAGCCGUGAAUGCACAGAAGUAAGAUACUAGCGCAGAUAAGUGGUCUGAUCCGAAUUUAUGAUUUGUCAAGGGACAGUUUAUUUCUAGAGUAAAUUAUGGCAAAAGUACUGUGGAAAAUGGUGAAAAUGAGCCAUAGGGGCCCUGGGUGUGUCUCGAACCAUUUGACAACAAGGCAGAAGAGCAGUUGUCCGAACUAUGACAUAGUUGUAGUUGGUGGUGGAAUAGUAGGGGCGGCUGCAGCCAGAGAAAUGAAGCAGAGACACCCCAAUCUGAAAAUGGCCAUCGUGGAGAAAGAAAAAGAAAUGGCGGUCCAUCAAAGUGGUCAUAACAGCGGAGUUAUACAUGCCGGUAUUUAUUAUACACCUGGUUCUCUCAAGGCCAAACUGUGCGUAGAAGGUCUCCACCUGUCUUACCAGUACUUGGACCAAAAGAACAUUCCCUACAAGAAAGUGGGCAAGUUGAUAGUAGCAACGAACAAAAUUGAAGUAGAGAGAUUACACGGUCUCCUCCAAAGAGCUAAAGCUAAUAACGUACCUGCAAUCGUUUUGUUGAAAGGCUUAGAUGCGAUCAAAAAGAUAGAACCAAACUGUGUUGGUUUAGAGGCACUGUGGUCUCCAGAGACGGGAAUCGUUGACUGGGGAUUGGUGACUAAGCAUUAUGGAAAGGAUUUUGAAGAAAUGGGAGGAGAAAUUUUCUUAGGCUUUGAGGUUGAUUCCUUCAAAGAAUCUGGAGAGAAAGACUUCCCAGUUCUGAUCGGGUCCAAAAAAUCAGAAGAGCUAAAAGCUAAAUACGUCCUAACUUGCGGCGGACUUCAAUCGGACCUACUAGCAGUAAAGUCCGGCUGUCCCAAGUCACCAAAAAUAGUACCUUUCAGAGGCGAGUACCUGCUGCUGUCACCGAAGAAGAAAGAUUUGGUCAAAGGGAACAUAUAUCCGGUUCCAGAUCCUAGGUUCCCGUUUUUGGGGGUCCAUUUCACGCCUAGGAUGGACGGCAGCAUAUGGCUGGGGCCUAACGCAGUAUUAUCGUUCAAGAGAGAAGGUUACAAAUGGACAGAUAUCAACGUUUUCGAACUAGCAGAUACGAUUUUGUACCCGGGAUUUAUAAAUAUGGGCUUGAAAUACCUCUUACCUGGAUCCUAUGAGAUAAUGAAGUCUGCAAUUAUUUCGCUGCAAGUGAAAGAUCUGAAGAAGUUCAUACCAUCGAUUACCAGUAGUGAUGUGCAACGCGGACCAGCGGGAGUUAGAGCUCAGGCUUUGGACAUUAAAGGAAACCUGGUUGACGAUUUCUACUUCGAUAUCCAGAGACAUACUCAAAACCCAGUAAGCAGUAGAGUCUUACACUGCCGGAAUGCACCAAGCCCUGCAGCCACUAGUUCAUUGGCUAUUGCAAAAAUGAUAUCAGAUAAGAUGGAAGAAGUGUUCAAUAUAGGCCGUUAACAAUAACAAAUUUUCUUAAUAUUCCAAUAAAAAAUUUCCUUGUGCAAUAUUGACAUAAUUGUCGUAAUGCCUCGGAAGAGUUUUGCCUUCACAAGUGGUUAAAUAUGAAUAUAUGUAUCUAUACAAUGUACAAGAGUGAUAUAAAUUAUUUUUAAGUA